AUGCUUCCUUCUCUCUUUUGCGCCUACUGCUUCCAGGAGAUACAGGAUGCCACGCACAUUGUCUCUCUGCAGUUUUCGCCCGAGCAAGUCGUUACCUUUCACCCGAAAUGCUACAAAUCGUAUCGAGCGAAAUUCGCGCUUCUGCAAAAUGUGAUUCGGUGCAUCAAUGACGGAAGCUAUAUCGUGUUGACUGGUGUCGAUUGUAACGUGCAGAAUCGGCUCGAACAAAAGAGGCCACUCGCAACGCUUUCGCUGGCCGUGCCUAACCAGUCGGAGAGAGACUACGUGUGCCCGAUCUGUUUCGAACACGUUGCGGACCAACUCCUUCUUCCUUGCCAUCAUCGUCUCUGUGCGGAGUGUUUGCUCGAUUGGAGGCGAAAAUCGCUACUAAAGAAACACAAGGGAACGCAGUGUUGUUUCUGCAGACAAACAAUCCAAGAUAUCGAAGUUCUGUCCCUUUAA
Messenger RNA from Blastocystis hominis, 462 nucleotides. RefSeq lists its product as hypothetical. The record is from RefSeq and is a predicted model, not a curated record. The transcript is spliced from 2 exons. The coding region runs from base 1 to 462 and encodes 153 amino acids. Lineage: Eukaryota; Bigyra; Opalinata; Blastocystidae.